Messenger RNA from Uranotaenia lowii, 3416 nucleotides. RefSeq names its product FAS-associated factor 1 (gene casp). Bases 450 to 2705 code for a protein of 751 amino acids. The record is from RefSeq and is a predicted model, not a curated record. Lineage: Eukaryota; Metazoa; Arthropoda; Insecta; Diptera; Culicidae. Gene Ontology annotation, cellular component: endoplasmic reticulum; nucleus. The transcript is spliced from 13 exons. Gene Ontology annotation, molecular function: ubiquitin binding.
GACAAAAAGAAGAAAGAAAGAAGUUUGCAAAAGUCAGUCGUCAAAAUUGAUGGUGGUGCGUUUUUUGAUGAAGAGCCAACACAAAAGCGUAUUUUUUUCGUCGCGCAGGACUUUAUUUGAGUGAAAAGUGCGGAAGUGUUGUUGGGUAAGUGUGUUGCCAGCACCCGAGCGUGAGGUGGCCGGAAGUCCCGACCGAAAUCCGCGAAAGUUCUUCGCAGUGCCAGUGGAAAUUUUCAGUGGUCCGUGACCGAGAGCAAGCUAGACAACCCUCAUCAAAUGAGAACGUGAAAAAUAUCAACUCGAAUAAAGAACCAGGCGGAAAGGGAAGGGAAAAAAGACGUCUUUAUUUCCCGUGGCUCUCGUUGUUCUUUUUCCCAACAUUCGCAGCAGGUCUGCUGCAAGCUGCUGACGGGAAAAACUGAAAGUUCCUUCGAGGAAAACUUGCCAAAAUGUCCGAAAACCGUGAGGAAAUAUUAGCCAACUUUCAGAGUAUUACUGCUAUUGAAGACGUUGCUGAGGCUAUUUACCACUUAGAUGAAUGUAAUUGGGAUUUAUUGUCUGCCAUUCACCGGGUUCUGCCGCAGGACCCCCAGGACCAGCGACCCUCCGUAGCAGCUGGUAGCAAUGGUGGUGGAGGAGGUGGUGGCAGUAGUGGAGGUGGAGGAGGAAUAGGCAGUGGCGGGAGCUCCUCAGCUGCGUCCAUCAGCGGAGGUGGUGCUGGUGGCUCGGGCUCUGCCUUCGCUAGCUAUGUGAACAAUCUAAACAACCUGGAAGCGAUGGCCAAUGUAGAGGAGCUCAUGACAGCACCUUCAUCGCCCAUUCGCAGCACAUCUAUCGGUGGUGGAGGAGGAAGCAGUGGAGCUUCCAGUCAGAGUCGUAAUCUGGAUGCGGACUUUUCUUUCGAUGAAGCUUUUGGACUGUUUGAACCAGGUGCAUCAACAUCUCGCUCCAGCAGCAACAACGAUUUCCGCAGCGCGUUGAAUUAUUUGGACGCGAAACCGCAUGACGUUGUGUUCAAAAUUCAUUUCAACAACGAGCUGUUUGUGAUCAGCAUAUCGAAUCACGCCACCGUGAGUGAGCUGAAGGCCAAAAUCUGCGAGAAAACGGGCGUCCCCGUUUGUCGUCAGGCUCUCAAGGGAUGGCAACCCGGCAAGCAGAAGGAAGUCCAAAAUUCAUCGACGGUGCUCAAAUCUUUAAACAUUGGGAAAGAAGUUAACCUUUUACUGACCGAUAUGACAGUAGAAGGAUUCGUUGGAGAUUCAGACCCAUUAUCCUCGCAACGGCAGAACUUUACUCUGCAUAUAAACGUUCAAUCAGGGGAAGGUAACAUGUUGAUGCUCAGCUUUCCCGGCUCGCAAACCAUUCUGUCGGUCAAGACCGAUGUGUACACGAUCACGGACAUUCCGGUGCGCCAUCAGGUAUGGUCCGGAUGGCCGACGAACGUCACCAACAGCACCACGCUGGCCGAAUCGGGCAUAGAGCAGCAGCACAAUCUGGUACUGAAGCGGGCGGACGAUACGAAGAUUACCAACAACAACACGGCCGGCUCGAGCAGUAGCAGUAGGAAUAUCUUCAGCAAUAGCGCCAGCAUGCCAAUCAUCAUUGAUUCGGAGAGCAGUGGGGAAGAGUUUGAAGAUGCAUCGGACUUCAACAACGAUGACGACAUUUUCACGGAAACACCCAUCAACAGUCACCUUAAACAUAUGAUUCCUGAUAACGUAGAUGACGAAACCAUCGGUAGCAUACAGUUUGUGGAAAACUUUGUGGAACGGUAUGGCCCGCAGCAUCCGAUGUUUUUCCAGGGAAGUUUGGAGGACGCACUCAAGGAAGCCUGCCGACCAUCGGCCAGAGAUCGCAAACUGUUAGCAAUUUAUCUUCAUCAUGAUGGGAGCGUACUGACGAAUGUUUUCUGCAGCCAGCUGUUAGCAUGCGAGAGCAUAAUUCAGAUGCUUCUGGAUAACUAUGUACUUUACGGAUGGGAUUUAACCUUUGAAAGCAAUAAGAAUAUGUUUCUGUCAUCCAUUUCGGCUUGCGUUGGAAUGACCGCCUCCAUAACGGUUAGAAACAUUCCAUCGGAUCGUUUGCCAGCCAUUCUUGUGAUAUCGAAAAACCGCAGCCAAUGCGAAGUUUUUCAAGUAAUAUAUGGUAACGUUAGUGUGGACGACUUGCUUUCGCAGCUGAUGGAAGCGGCCGACAUGUACACCGAGCAGCUAAGGAUUGAACUGCGGGAGGAGAACGAACGGUUAGCUCGGGAACAGGUCAAGCUGGAACAGGAUGCGGCCUAUCGCGAAAGUUUGGAAGCGGACCGUGCCAAGCAGGAGGCCAAACGGCAAAAAGAGCUUAUGAUGCAAACGGAACGGCGCCGACUGGAAUCGGAACGGGCCGAUGCCGAAGCCAAGCGGGAACUAAUUCGAGCCAAUGCACGGAUUACCGUUCCUCCGGAACCAGAACAGUUGACGGGGGAUAACAUAACCAAAAUUAGGAUUAGACCACCGAACGGUGCGGCGAUGAUCGAGAGGCGGUUCACAACGGAGACACCUCUGCGCAUCCUAUUGAACUUUAUUACCGGAGAGGGUUUUCUAGUUGACGAGUUCAAGGUGAUAAGUAGCUGGCCUAGACGAGAUCUCACGGCACUUGACCACGAGGAAACUCUCAAAACCCUCAAGCUGUACCCGCAGGAAACGCUCAUCCUAGAAGAACGAUGAUUCCAUCCCUCGGGGCACACUGGAACGGGAAGAAUGGGGAAAACGCAGAGGCUGUCGUCAUUGUUCCGGAGGGGGGAAAUUAAGUUUCUUGUGAGAAUUAGAAAUCUCACAUUGCAAACAACAGAAAAUUACGGCUAUUUCACUAGACCGUUUAUCACCUUCGUUUCAGAUUCACCCUCGAGAAAAGUCCUCCAAGAAUUCAAUCAAACCUAUCAUACUUUUUUUCAAAUAAUUUCUAAAUCUCGUUGAAUUUAAUUUUGUGAUUCUUAUGUAAUGGAUUCGAAUGACAACUUUUACUUUGGAAAAAUCUAUUUAUUACACGUGAACAUAACAACCCGUUAAGCCUUCAAAAAAUAAAUUGUUUCGUUUCUAUUACUAUUCGCUAUUCAAGUAAUAUCCUUUCCCAGAAUUUUACUAAACGUACUAACCAUGGUGUGUAAGCUAUGAGUUAUAAACUAAGAUGCAUCUAAACAAUAGCAAAAAAAUAUUGAACAACAUUCAUAUGACCCUCUCAAACAAUAGCUUGUAGCGCAAUCCUGUCGGGGAAUAUUUGAGUGUAGAGAUGUGUAGACGAAUAAAGGGACUAAAAAUCAGCGUAAAUGAUGAGUAUAAAAUAAUGAGUACUAGUGGUUAUGUUUUACAUACAUACAUAGAUCAUGCCGAUUCAGCGUGUUGAACGAAAAGAGAACAAAUUGAAGAUAAAAAAUAAAU